AUGGGCUAUGGCGAGGCGCCCUGGGAGUUCAAGGGCCGGGCCCUGUACCAGCUGUCGCUAGUGCGGGUGGAGGAGGCCCGCAAGUACGUACCUGCCGAGCUGCCGCUCGUCAGCCUCUUCGGUUGGACCCUGGGCGGCUUCUACCUGGCUCGCUACAGCUCCUCCCCCGUGGGCGCCUUUGAUGAGUGUGUGGCGCUGGCAGGCUUGGCCUGGAACUUCCCAACCUCCUGCGCCUGGGCGGCCCGCGUGUAUGUGAGCGACAGGGACGCCCGGGACCAUGGCAUCUCCGCUGUGGGCCUGCCCUCCCGCCUGGCGGCCUUCAAGGCGCUUCCGCUGCCCGCGCUGGAUGGCGCCGGCAGGAGCGGCGAAGGCGGCAAGCGCGGCGCCAGCUGGUGGGACCUGCCCCACCGGCGCGCGGCCCGCGGCGGCGGCACCGCCGGCAGCGGCGCCGCGGGCGCCGGCAGCCCCACCGCCGUCGUGGAGUUAUGCAACAGCGAGCGUGCCGGCGGCAAGGCUAGGCCCAGCAGCAGCGGCGGCGGCAGCGACGGCGGCGGCAGCGGGUGCCACGGCAAGGCGAGGCGUGGGCUGGCCUCGCCCGUGUGCCGGAUAGAGGUGCCUCAGCUGGCCCCCGCCUGGGCGCCCAAGAUCCAAAUGUUCCUGCCCAGCUUCAGCGGUGCCACCCCCGACCACCCGGGCCUCCUCACGUACACCCUCAAGCUGACAGCCCACAUCCGGCCGCUGCCCCCCGCCCGCGUCACCUUCCCAGACCGCCGGCACAAGAGCGACGACGGUAGCCCAGAGGUGCUGGAUGCCGUGCUGGGGGGCCGCGCCCUGCUGUGCCUUGCCUUUGACGACAUGCACAUGGAGGUGCAGCCGCCGCAGCGGUGGCACCCCAAGGGCGCUCCGACGGGCAGCAGCAGCCUGCGGCCGGCGGCAGCUUGA
Chlorella variabilis is the source of this 942-nucleotide messenger RNA. RefSeq lists its product as hypothetical. The transcript has 7 exons. The record is from RefSeq and is a predicted model, not a curated record. The coding region runs from base 1 to 942 and encodes 313 amino acids. Lineage: Eukaryota; Viridiplantae; Chlorophyta; Trebouxiophyceae; Chlorellales; Chlorellaceae.